GAGCGAGGGGAGGGACGGGGCCCCGGAGCGGCUCGGCGGGCAGGGCCGGCAGGCACACACAGACACACAGACACACAGACAGACGGACACACAGCGCGGCGGCAGCCACAGCAGCGUCCGUCCGUCCCAUCCCGGCCGUGGGGCUCGGCCGGCCCCGCCGCUGCAAACUUCUCUCCAUGGCUUGAAUGGAUAUUAGAGCACAUCUCUCUGAUGGAAUGUACAACCCCAGAUGAUCUGAUUGUUCAAGAACUGAAUUCCAAGAGAAAGAAUACAGUUCUUCCUACAAUUUGCUUGUUUUAAUGUAUGGCUUACUCUCAAACACAAAACCUGAGUUUUAAUUUCUGUAUGCAGAAAGGCAAGGGUCUAUCUUCAGUAAACCCUCAUCAGGGCGGUCAGCAACAGGACACAGGUGGAAGGAACUUCGAAGCACCACGAGGAGGUGAAAGGAAAUACCCAGCUUGUCCUUUUUUAAGCCCAUUUGGGGAAGAUGAAGCUUCUCCCCUAUGGCUGGAAGUAGUGGAGUCAAUCUGUUCAGCCUGAGCCUGGGGUGGUAACUGGCAGGCACCUGCCUCAGCCUUUCCUUUCUGCCUUACACUGGACCCUGCCUUGUGGGGGCAGCACCACGGGGCAAAGAUGGUUGUGGUGAGGAGGAGGAAUGUGAAAAUGUUCACCUUCGCCUUUCUGCUCAUCACAGUGACCUCAUUUCUGCUGAACUACACACACCAGGUGACCACAACCACCUGGGACCCCAGACAUCUGGUUGUGCAGUUUUCAGAGCAUGUCCAGAAACUCUUCAAGUACCCCAGGAGGCCCUGCAGCUGCCGCACGUGCAUUUCAGAGCUGGGACAUUCCCUCUGGUUCGACCAGAGGUUUAACUCAACUAUGCAACCUUUCCUGACCUCACAGAAUGCCUUGAUCCCAGAAGACAGCUACAGGUGGUGGCUGAAGCUGCAAGGAGAGAAGGCUCCGCGGAGCCUGAACUCGACGCUGGCAGAGCUGUUCGGGGUGAUCCCCGGGGACGGGGACCCGCUGCAGGCCCGCGGCUCCUUCGGCUGCCGGCGCUGCGCCGUCGUCGGCAACUCGGGCAACCUGCGGCAGGCCCGCUACGGCCGCGCCAUCGACGGCCACGACUUCGUGCUCAGAAUGAACCGUGCCCCCACUGCUGGCUACGAAUCAGAUGUUGGGAGCAAGACCACUCACCACUUUGUUUAUCCUGAGAGCUACAAAGAGCUGGCAGCAAAUGUCAGCAUGAUCCUGAUCCCCUUCAAAACCCUGGACCUGCGCUGGGUUGUCACUGCUCUCACCACAGGCACCAUCAACUUCACAUAUGUUCCAGUUCCAAGGAAAAUCAAAGUCAAAAAAGAAAAGAUCCUGGUUUAUAAUCCAGCUUUUAUGAAAUACAUCUAUGAAAACUGGCUUGAGCAUCAUGGGAGAUACCCCUCCACAGGCCUUCUGUCUUUGAUGUUUGCUCUCCAUGUAUGUGAUGAGGUGAAUGUGUAUGGCUUUGGAGCAGACAGCAAAGGACACUGGCAUCAUUACUGGGAAAACAACACUUCAGGUGGGGCUUUCCGGAAGACAGGCGUCCACGACGGGGACUUUGAGUUCAAUAUAACUUUGACUCUUGCCUCCAUUGAAAAAAUAAAAUUUUUCAAGGGCAGAUGACCCUUGCCACAGGGACAAGUGAGGGCUGCAAUUUCCAGCAUGCAGCAGAGCAAAGGUCAGUGAGGAUGAGGCACCAGCCAGGUUUGAGUGCAUGGGUCUGCGGUGGGUUUGGAGCAUCUCACUCUGCAGGGAGCGAGGCCGGGCUCCCAAGCUGCACAUGAUUCCUGUCUGUGGAGAGCCAGGAGCUACCAAUCACUUGUGGGAAUAAAUUAAUCUCUGCUUAGGCUCUACAGCUGGAUUCUUGAAUUCCUGAUGAAAGAUCUGCCUGUUGCAAUUAGAGGAAGCCUGAGCACAGGAACUGCUGUCUGUGUGUCUGUUCUUUCCUCGAGCAAGGCAGGAGAUCCUUGAAGAGGAGUGAAAAUGACUUCUGGGACUUGGGAUCUGCUAAGGCAGCUGUGAACAUCAUAGUAAGGAUUACCUCAAAGAAAUGAAUUCACUUCUGCUGUUGAUCUUCUUUUUGAACCACCUCUUCUCUGUUCUCUUAUUACUUCUGUUUUCUUGCUGUAUUAAGGAAAAACAUGAUGAAGUUGCCUGGAGGAGUAAAUAUUUCAACCAUU
Messenger RNA from Oenanthe melanoleuca, 2219 nucleotides. It is a transcript of the gene ST3GAL1, whose product is annotated as ST3 beta-galactoside alpha-2,3-sialyltransferase 1. The coding region runs from base 634 to 1662 and encodes 342 amino acids. Lineage: Eukaryota; Metazoa; Chordata; Aves; Passeriformes; Muscicapidae. The transcript has 7 exons. The record is from RefSeq and is a predicted model, not a curated record. Gene Ontology annotation, molecular function: beta-galactoside (CMP) alpha-2,3-sialyltransferase activity.